Messenger RNA from Cuscuta campestris, 695 nucleotides. Lineage: Eukaryota; Viridiplantae; Streptophyta; Magnoliopsida; Solanales; Convolvulaceae. The record is from the annotation of a GenBank genome assembly.
CCAACACUGCAAACGGAUCUCAAAUUGAAUCAAGUGUGUUGGAAGGAGUACAAAACCCUGCCUUUCGUCCGUCUUCUUCUCCAAAUCGGCGAAGCAGACCUCUCCCCUGUCUUUCUUCUCGAUCGAGACCACAGUCGCAGAGCCGAAUUGGACCCCCUUCCGGCGACGAGCGCAGAGGUAGCGUGGACGGCGAACUCGGUCAUCUCCUUCUUCUCCGGCGAGCAGCAAGAGCAACGACCGGAAGGCUCCUUUCGGCGUUGACCUCAGCCAGCGGCGAAGAUGAACCGGCAAUCCUCCGGAGCGGGGACCCAGCGCAUCAACCCGGUGAGACGCAAAGCAGUUUCCCGAGGGCCACUCCGAUUUUGCGAGGCAGGGAUGGCCGCGACAGGUCAAUACUCUGGCGAGGGUACGGCGGCAAGUCUGGUCAGGUCAACUCCGGUGGUCUUCUUGAACAACGUUGACCCAGGGCAGCGGCAAGGGCGACUGGCAGCAGCAAUGUAGCUUGGGCCAUGGCGAGAAGUAUGGGCAGCCGUACCAAUUUGGGCAGUGUGGCUCGUUUUCCUGGGGAUAACUUCCGAGUGAAGUUCUUUUGAUUCAAUCGAACCAAAUCAAGGUGAGUACGUGCACAUCUAACACUAGAAUAUGCAUAUUGAAAUUCCGUUCAUGAUUGUUAUCGUGGUUGAUUUAUGUGAUUU